GAGGCCAGAGCCUGAGUCACCGUGCCGGACCCGCGGGGGACGCAGGCUUCUCGGGAGACCCCCGCUUCCCUUUGCCGAUGAGGAAGCGGAGGCCCGGGGCACCUGCUCCCGCUCCCCACCGUCCAACCUGCCCGCCCCCGGGGGGGGGGGGGGGGGGGCGGGUGCCGGCCCGGGACCACAUCCGAGACCAGGGUUCUCCGCCUAUAAAUCGAGAGGCUCUUGGCGAAAGCCCUUUGUAAAGAGGCACCUGCUGGGGCGCCACCCGCAAUGGCUCCUGCAGUCACAAGUGCCCGAGUUUGGGAGCGUCCGGUCAGAACAAGGCCCAAAGCACAGGGACAAACCUCUCCCUACACAGGGUCCCAGUCUCCCACAGAUCUUGGUCAGAUCUGGAGCAGCAGCUCCCUCCUGAGAGGUGCUGGACUUUUGUGAUUGGAUUUUAGGAAGAGAAUUUCACCUCCUGGUCUGUUUUCUCUGUUCUGUGAUCAGCGUUUAUCAGCUUAAACUGGAAGGAGUCAGUGUUAAUAAGGCGUCACAAAACCCCCAAGGGUUUGCAAGGAGGUACACCGGAUGCCACAAAGCCUCUGCCUAGCCCGGUCUGGCCAACGUGGGGACUGUGAGCUAGACUUUGGCUUCCUGAUUAGACCAAACUCUACCUUGCUUUUUACCGGAAAAGGCAGCUACAGCAGCAUUCCGCCCCAGGCAGCAGAAGACAGAUCUUAAUCAAGUGAAUUAUCAUAGCUUCAAAGGCCUUAUAAUACCCUCCUAGAAUUUUCUGGACCAGGAACUGCUUGUGUGGUCAAGUAUAUAUUAAAGACUCUUUCUUGCUCCAGAUCUACCGUGGGCUCCCUGUUGGCAUCCGAGUUAGGUUGGAAAUUCUACGAUGCAGAUGACUAUCACCCGGAGGAAAAUCGAAUGAAGAUGGAAAAAGGGAUCCCACUGAAUGACCAGGACAGGAUUCCAUGGCUCUGCAACUUACAUGACAUCUUACUAAGAGAUGUAGCCUCCGGACAGCAUGUGGUUCUAGCCUGUUCAGCUCUGAAGAAAGUGUACAGAGACAUCUUAAUACGAGGAAAAGAUGGUGGACCUCUGAAGUGUGAGCAGAUGAGGAAGGACAAACAGCCAGCUGAGGUGAAGCUCCUCGUGGUCUAUCUGAGUGGGUCGUUUGAGGUCAUCUCUGGACGCUUACUCAAAAGAAAAGGACAUUUUAUGCCCCCUGAGUUACUGCAGUCCCAGUUUGAUACUCUGGAGCCCCCAUCAGAUCCAGAAAAUUUCAUCCAAAUCAAUGUGGACAAAAAUCUUUCAGAGAUAAUUGCUACAAUUAUGGGAACUCUAAGAUAACAUGAAAACUGUUUCAGAUCAGUGGUCUGGAACAAUCAGGCAGAAAUUUCUAUCCCAACUCAAACUAUGUUCUAGUAUCUUUGUCAACACUGUAUUCUAAAUUCUUAAGGUGAACAAACCAUAGUGUACUGAGAUAUGUGUGUUUGGGUAUGAUUUGAAGAAUCUGUGGUACUCUUGUCAUUGUGCUCUGACACACUGGGAGGAGACAGGAGGGAACUUUGAAAGUAAAGCUUCACAGAAAUUCAAAUAUGAUCAGAGGGAAUUCUAUAAUCAAUGCUGUAAAUCACGACCUUAUUUAGAACAUUCUUGAUCAUGCCUAUAUUUGGACAAAUAAAUGAAACUUGGCUAUCCUUGGCAUCCCCUGGAAAUUGGUCCCAGGAGUAGAAAUGUACAAUAUUGACCGCUCACCAUCAAGUCACAUCAGACCAUCUGCUAAUCCUCUCUCCCAAGAUAAAUAAAAAGCACAUAAGCUUCAUGGAUAUAAAAAGUUGCAAAGGUGGAACUUCGAUGGAUGAAGCAUGGAACUCAGUGCCCCAACUGUCCCCAUUCAUUUUAUGGAGACACCAUGAGACCAGGCUGGUGUCAGCCACCUGCUUUUCCACUGCAAAAACCAUCAGCAGUGGACUCUAGGGUGAGGAAGGAACACCAGAGCUGCUGUGGCCAAGAGAUGAAAUGAACCUUCCCGAAGGUCAGGAAUGUGUCAGGAGCAGCUGAGCUAGGUGAGGCUGUGCAGGGUGCAUUCUGGGCCCCGGGGAGGGCAGCUGCAAUCUGGCCAGCACAGGCUGAGUUUCAGCCUGUCCCCCAGAGACUCCAGAAAGAGGCUCCCUUAUCCCUCUAUCCUGACCGAGGCCACAGGAUCCAGCUACUCUAUGGGCCACUGAUCAGCUCUGGCCAGAAAGUGAGUUUUGGAACCAGUUAUCUAGUUUUUUUCACAAGGGCAUGCAGUCUGUCUUGGGAACUACAAGUAGAAUAUGUGCUUGGCAUGCCAGGAGACUGAAAGGGCCCUCCUGGGUAGGCAGACUUUGCUUAAGGAACAUGUGAAACCUCAGAUCUUCCUCUCUGCCUGGAUAUCUGAGAGGCAUCUCCUGCCUGACUUCAGUCCUCAUUAUUCAGGGUCCUUCAAGUCGGCCAGUCAACAUGCUCAGGCUGGCUGAGAGUCACCCCUAGUCACAGAGGAAAGACUCAGUCCACUGUACUCAGUGAGCCCACACUGGGUACUGGGAUGGGCACUCUGCAGGGUUUGAGGAUGCAAAGCUCUGGCUCUCAGGUAGCUUACGUGGGGGUGGAAAGACAGGGCAUCUCGUCUCCUCUGGCACCGGCUAGAGUUCUCAGUGAAGGCAGUUGCUCACAAAAAGAAUAGAUUUUCAAAUAUCCUGCUGGACAGUCACAGAGGACCUUGAAAAGCCUGUUUAUAAUUACAGAGGCACAGAAUCUAUAAAUAAAAAUACUUUCGCAGCUGUAACAUACCCUGAAAUUUCCAAGAACGCCAUAAAGGAACAAUUGUAUUCCUUUUUAGUUUUAAUUUUACUUAGAGUCGUCCUUUCAGAAAAUCAUGGUGGGUUUUUCUGUCAUGAAUAUAACACACCUACAUCAA
Messenger RNA from Lynx canadensis (Canada lynx), 2932 nucleotides. It is a transcript of the gene IDNK, whose product is annotated as IDNK gluconokinase. The transcript is spliced from 5 exons. Lineage: Eukaryota; Metazoa; Chordata; Mammalia; Carnivora; Felidae. The record is from RefSeq and is a predicted model, not a curated record. Gene Ontology annotation, molecular function: gluconokinase activity. Gene Ontology annotation, cellular component: cytoplasm. Bases 913 to 1338 code for a protein of 141 amino acids.